GAAAGCCAGCGGCUGUUACACAAAUGCUUGCAAAUGAGCGCAGUGCAUAUAGAGAAGUGUGCCUUCGUUGCAUGAGUGGUUUCGUCGGGGAGUCUUCUCCAAGAUGAGAAGAACAAGCUCUUGGGUUCUGGAGCUGUCCCUCUCCCUGAGCCUCUUCAUCUGUGGCAGAGCGUUCCAGCAGCCCCUGCCAAUCCAGCCUCCACGGGCCUCCUUUGCUGAAGGGACUACGGCCGUCUUGCAGUGCCGCCUGGAGCGUGGCCACAUCCAAGACUACCACGUCUCCUGGUUCCGGCAAACGCCAGGGGACCCGCCGGCUCACCUAGCCAGCAUCAUCACAAGGACGGGCGAACGGAACGCGUCGGGGGCUGCAGCGAGAGAUUCGUGCCCGUCCGGGACGCGGGUGCCAAUGCCCUACGAGCUGCAGAUCCAGGGGCAAUUAGACGUGGAGGACAAGUGCUGCCCACUGGGUUUUCCAAAAUCCACAAAAUUAAGGGAUCUUUCAGUGGUCCUCAAGCCGGGUGAACCCCAUCCUGGGAUCGGAAGACUAGGGCCCUGCCUAUCCCGUAUCCCGCCAGCCAUGUUCAGCUCUCCUCCCUACAUCAUGAGGAGAAAUCCGCUACAGGAACCAGUGAGAUCACGCUCUUUGUUCGAUCGCUGCCGCCCAGACAAAUGCGAUUCUUCCAGGAUCUCCAAUGCUUUCAGCCUUGCUGAGGGACGGUUCCAGGCUUUCAGGAGGAUAAAGUGGAGCCUGGCUGGGAAAGCCACCAUCACAGAGGGCGUGACCCCUGGACAAGUCAUCCUGAACAACAGCAGCAGCAGCAAUGCCUCCUACAGCACCACCAGCCUCCUGACUAUCCCCCGCGUCCUGCUUUGCGACAGAGCCUCUCUCAAGUGCUGGGUGCACCAUUAUUCUUCCGGCUCCAAAGCAGAGAGGAGUCUUGAGUUGUGCUAGAGCAAAUCGGGGGUGAGGGGUUCACAUCCUGAUGCUUUCACGCGCAGAAAACGAGCCCUCCUCCCCAUGUGGGGGGUAUUCAUAUUCAUGCGCUUCAUAUCCAUGCAGUGCUUGACCAUCAUUUUAC
Messenger RNA from Sphaerodactylus townsendi, 1079 nucleotides. RefSeq lists its product as uncharacterized. NCBI's taxonomy places the organism in Eukaryota, Metazoa, Chordata, Lepidosauria, Squamata, Sphaerodactylidae. The record is from RefSeq and is a predicted model, not a curated record. Bases 104 to 952 code for a protein of 282 amino acids. The transcript has 4 exons.